This is a messenger RNA of Trifolium pratense (red clover), 1977 nucleotides long. Its product is annotated as probable carotenoid cleavage dioxygenase 4, chloroplastic. Gene Ontology annotation, molecular function: carotenoid dioxygenase activity. The record is from RefSeq and is a predicted model, not a curated record. Gene Ontology annotation, cellular component: chloroplast stroma. Gene Ontology annotation, biological process: carotene catabolic process. Lineage: Eukaryota; Viridiplantae; Streptophyta; Magnoliopsida; Fabales; Fabaceae. Bases 115 to 1860 code for a protein of 581 amino acids. The transcript has 2 exons.
AAGAUAAGUAUCAUACCUCCCUUCUCACAAAAAUCACAAUUCCCCACUCUUAAUUUUUCCUAUACCUCAUACUUUAUCUUCUUCUCCAAUUAAUAUCAAUUAUACCUUAUCACCAUGGUCCCUAAACCCAUCAUAAUAACAAGCAAACAACCACCUACAACUCCUAUCCCUCCACUUAACAUAUCUUCCAUCAAAACCAAAGAAAAACCCCAAAUUUCACAAACUCAAACACUAAAAACUACCACCACAAAAACUCUUCCUACACCCCCCAAAACCACCAACACCACCACCACCCACAACCUCAAAACCACAACCAAAAAACAAGAACCAUCAUUUCCAUCACUAUUAAUCAACACAUUUGAUGACAUCAUAAACAAUUUCAUAGACCCACCAAUAAAACCAUCAGUUGAUCCAAGACAUGUUUUGUCACAAAAUUUCUCCCCGGUACUAAAUGAACUCCCUCCAACACAAUGCGAAAUCAUUAACGGCACUUUACCACCGUCACUUAACGGCGCUUACAUAAGAAAUGGCCCAAACCCACAAUUCCUUCCACGUGGACCUUACCACCUCUUUGACGGUGACGGCAUGCUUCACGCCGUUACAAUCUCAAACGGAAAAGCCACACUCUGUAGCCGUUACGUUAAAACUUACAAAUACAAAACCGAAAACGAAGCGGGUUACCCACUUUUCCCAAACGUGUUUUCCGGUUUCAAUUCGCUUAUUGCUUCUGCAGCACGUGGCUCUGUAACCGCCGCACGUGUCAUAACCGGUCAGUAUAAUCUAUCUAAUGGCAUUGGAUUAGCAAACACCAGUUUAGCUCUGUUUGGUAACCGUCUUUUCGCUUUGGGAGAAUCAGAUCUUCCUUAUGAAAUUAAGUUAACGGAAAAUGGUGAUAUUGAAACAGUUGGCCGUUAUGAUUUUGACGGUAAACUCUCCAUGAGUAUGACGGCACAUCCAAAAAUUGAUGGUGAAACAGGUGAAACUUUUGCUUUCCGUUACGGUCCAAUUCCGCCUUUUUUAACCUAUUUCCGUUUUGAUUCUAACGGAGUUAAACACAACGAUGUUCCCGUUUUCUCCAUGACAAGACCAUCAUUUCUUCAUGAUUUCGCCAUUACUAAAAAAUAUGCUGUAUUUGCCGAUAUACAGCUCGGGAUGAAUCCACUUGAAAUGAUUUCAGGUGGACCUCCGGUAGGUUCCGAUCCUUCGAAAAUUCCAAGGAUCGGAAUACUUCCUCGUUAUGCUAACGAUGAAUCGAAGAUAAAGUGGUUUGAUGUGCCAGGGUUUAAUAUAGUUCACGCCAUAAACGCGUGGGAUGAAGAAGAUGGAAAAACGAUUACACUUAUAGCACCGAAUGUUCUCUCCAUUGAGCAUACAAUGGAGAGAUUGGAGCUUGUUCAUGCAAUGAUCGAGAAAGUGAAGAUUAACAUUGAAACCGGGAUUAUAUCAAGACAACCAUUAUCAGCUAGAAAUCUUGAUUUCGCAGUUUUAAACCCUAAAUUUCAAGGGAAGAGAAGUAGGUUUGUUUACGCGGCCAUUGGGAAUCCAAUGCCGAAGAUUUCAGGAGUUGUUAAGAUUGAUGUGUUGAAAGGGGAGGAAGUUGGGUGUAGGAUGUAUGGAGAAGGUUGUUUUGGAGGUGAACCGUUUUUUGUGGCGAAUGAGGAUGGUGUUGAAGAGGAUGAUGGUUAUUUGGUGAGUUAUGUGCAUGAUGAGAAGAAGGGAGAGUCGAGGUUUAUAGUGAUGGAUGCUAAGUCGCCGGAGUUGGAGAUAGUGGCGGAGGUGAAGUUGCCAAGGAGGGUGCCGUAUGGUUUUCAUGGACUGUUUGUGAGUGAGAGUGACAUGAGGAAGUUGUCGGUAUCAUAACUCAUAAUAUGAUGGAAAUUGGGAAUUGUUUGUCUCUGUUGUAAGGUACAAUUAUUGUUGUUUAUACUGUAAAGGAAACAAUAUAUAUAAAUGGAAGUUAAUAUUUGUUGCGGUGAA